Messenger RNA from Prunus armeniaca (apricot), 279 nucleotides. Lineage: Eukaryota; Viridiplantae; Streptophyta; Magnoliopsida; Rosales; Rosaceae. The record is from the annotation of a GenBank genome assembly.
AUGUGCGUUAACUUCCGUGAUCUGAACAAGGCGUGUCCCAAAGAUAGCUUCCCAUUACUCCAUAUUGAUCAGCUCGUCAAUUCAACCGCGGACCACGAGCUCCUUAGUUUCAUGGAUGCACACUCGGGGUAUAACCAAAUUCUAAUGUACCCACCAGAUCAAGAGCAAACCUCAUUCAUCAUAGACCGAGGCCUUUAUUGUUACAAGGUCAUACCAUUCGGGCUCAAGAACAUAGGUGUGACAUACCUACGACUUGUCAACCAGAUGUUUGCUAACUAG